Molecule: messenger RNA, 5276 nt
Organism: Brassica rapa (field mustard)
Lineage: Eukaryota; Viridiplantae; Streptophyta; Magnoliopsida; Brassicales; Brassicaceae
Product: calcium-transporting ATPase 2, endoplasmic reticulum-type
Cellular component (GO): membrane
Molecular function (GO): transporter activity; ATP binding; ATP hydrolysis activity
Source: RefSeq, a predicted model, not a curated record
UAUAUUUGUUUUAAAAUGAUUCAACUAUUGACAUAUUUUAAAUAGUACAUAAUUUGAAUAAACUAUAUGACUUGUGAUUCUUUAAAUUUUGAUAAUGCUUUUAUUAUAUCGUUUAAAUUUAACGAAUUCGUCGGGCUGGCCUAUGGUGGAAGCAAGAGAAGCAUGGAUUAGGGCACACUUUUAUUUAUUUAUUUUUUCUUAGUGAAAUUAUCAUAUAUAAUUUCUCAUUUAACUACAUCCAUUUAUAAUUGUGAUCUCUGUUUUAUUUUUAAACAUGAUUUUGUGGUUUAACUUCAUGCCCCCAUCAUUUUUGUUUACGUAGGUAAGCUCAUUACCCUUCUUUAGUAAAUCAAAUAUAAAUACCACAUUUUGUUAUGUUUUGAUUGGGGCCUCGAGAUAUUUUGGAACGGUUGUAACUGAUACAAACGAGCGGUCGAGAUUAAUAGCAAAAGAAAGAAUGAUCAAGUGGGUCCCGUUUAUUAUGGAGGUGGUUACAAAAUAUAUAGAAUAUAAAUGUAGUUUUUAUAUGUAAUUAGAUAUUUUUAAGUUGGACACAACUAUUAUCAAUAGAACAUGUUCCUGUUUUAAUAGUAUUGAUGUCUGUUUUAUUAGUUUUUAUGAUUCUAGUGAAAUAAUGAUACAUGAAAUAAUAUUUUUCCUAACAACUUUUAAAAGAAGUUUGUAAGAAAGGUAUAUGGUCAGUUACAAAAAAAAAAAAAAAAAAAGGGUAUAUGGUUACACGUCCCAUAUGAAAGAUCUCUUAACAUUGGACUCUGGAUGGGCUUAAAGAGUACAUUUACGACCCAAUAAUCGAAUAGGGCUUGAGUCAAUCUCACUUGACUCAUUCAUUGCCAUCUAGUUUAUGUUGUUUGUCAACAACUAAUUGAUUAAUUAACCAACAGUGAUUAACAUUUUUAAUUGAUGGAACACGCCACAUAUCAUUAAUCAGAUUUUUUACUUUUCACAUUGGAAUAUAACCGAUGGAGUUUUAUAGUAUUAAAGAUAAAUAAUUGCACACUCUAAAGGCUAUUUAAGCUAUGUAUGAUUUGAGAUAAACAAAAAAAACUAAAAGCGUAGUGGAGCUAGAGGAGAACCAAUUCAAUAAUGAAAGAAACUUCGAGGAACCUCACUUUUUGUUGUAACCAAUGAUUAUAUUUAUUUAAAAUCGAAUAUGCUAACAAUUAAUAUGCUGAAACCAGGCCGCAGAUCCUCAGACAGCACUCCGACUGACAGAUGUUCGCAGAGAAAAUUAAAGACUCUUUAAAACAGUAAAGAACUUUUGUGUGUUUUCUCAUUGGUUUAUCUGUCUUAUUAAAACCUUAAAUCAUUUGACUUUGCUUCUCUAAUUAAUUUAAAGAAACCAACGUUAAUUUAAUAUAGUAAUGUGAAAGCAAAAUGGAACACACGACUGAGCCAGCCGUACGGGAAAGGCAAAGUCAAAGACGUAAUAAGGGUUUAAAAGAAAGGGUAUUGUGGUAAUUGUAAAAGAAGGAAUGGUUAACGUUCCGUUUUCUUUUUGAACAGCGAAUCCAAAGGGACCACCAUCACCCACUAAUACGGAUACCAAACCUUCUCUUUUCUUUCUGGAAAGCAAACAAAACCACAAGAAGAAAGAAAGUAAUAUAUUCAAUUCAAAUAUAUAUAUCAAACCAAGAAAUAAAGUCAGAGAAAGAAACCAAAGACUUGUCCACACCACUCUCCUGUCUUGUUUCCUUGUUACUGGUACUUGCACGAAUCCAAAACUUUGAGAAUAAAAACUUGUGCUUUGUCUCCAAGCAAACUUUCGGUCAAAACCAUAUUCUAUAUUUGAAUAGAGUUUUUCACUUUCGGUCAAGAUCAUAUUUUUAUAUUUGAAUUAGAGUUUCUCUUGUUCUUCAAUUUUCAAUGACCAAAGCUUUCACUUAGGUGUUACUGGUGUUUAGGGUUUUUGAUAACUGUAGCUUCGUUCCCAAGCUUUUGAACAAUGGAGGAGGAGAAGAAGUCGUUAUCGCCGUGGUCGUGGUCCGUUGACCAAUGUCUGAAAGAGUACAACACAACACUAGACAAGGGCUUAACCACCGAAGAUGUCCAAACCCGCCGUGAGAAACACGGUUACAACGAGCUAGCCAAGGAGAAAGGCAAGCCCUUAUGGCAUCUCGUAUUAGAACAGUUCGACGACACCCUCGUCAAGAUUCUCCUCGGCGCAGCGUUCAUCUCUUUCGUUUUAGCCUUUCUAGGAGAAGAACACGGCUCAGGCUCAGGUGCAGGGUUCGAGGCCUUUGUUGAGCCCUUUGUGAUCGUUUUGAUUCUGAUCUUAAACGCUGUGGUUGGUGUCUGGCAAGAGAGCAAUGCAGAGAAAGCGCUCGAGGCUCUUAAAGAGAUGCAAUGCGAAUCCGCAAAGGUUAUCAGAGACGGAGUUGUGUUGCCGAACAUCCCAGCUAGAGAGCUCGUUCCUGGAGACGUAGUCGAGUUACACGUAGGAGAUAAAGUCCCUGCUGAUAUGCGAGUCUCCGGUUUGAAAACAUCGACGCUGAGAGUCGAGCAAAGCUCCUUAACCGGAGAGGCCAUGCCGGUUUUGAAAGGAGCUAACCUUGUAGUCGUUAAUGAUUGCGAGCUCCAAGCAAAAGAGAACAUGGUGUUCGCGGGAACGACCGUUGUCAAUGGAAGCUGCGUCAGCAUCGUCACCAGCAUCGGUAUGGAUACGGAGAUAGGCAAGAUACAGAGGCAGAUCCACGAGGCGUCGCUCGAAGAGAGCGACACUCCUCUGAAGAAGAAGCUAGACGAGUUCGGGAGCAGAUUGACUACUUCCAUCUGCGUCGUCUGCGUCCUCGUCUGGAUCAUCAACUACAAGAACUUUGUCUCGUGGGACGCCACGGACGGUUCGUUCAAGUUUUCUUUCGAGAAAUGCACUUACUACUUCAAAAUCGCGGUGGCUCUCGCCGUGGCAGCGAUCCCCGAGGGCUUACCCGCCGUGAUCACGACGUGUUUAGCCCUGGGGACGAGGAAAAUGGCGCAGAAGAACGCGAUUGUGAGGAAGCUGCCAAGCGUGGAAACGCUCGGCUGCACGACUGUGAUCUGUUCGGACAAGACAGGGACUUUGACUACUAACCAGAUGUCUGCAACCGAGUUUUUCACCUUAGGCGGUAAAACAACGGUUACUCGAGUCUUUUCGGUUGAUGGAACUACUUAUGAUCCUAAAGAUGGUGGGAUUGUUGACUGGGGAGGUUACGAGAUGGAUGCUAACUUGCAAGCUGUUGCUGAGAUAUGUUCGGUUUGUAAUGAUGCUGGAGUGUUCUAUGAAGGGAAGUUGUUUAGAGCAACAGGUUUGCCUACAGAAGCAGCUUUGAAAGUUCUUGUUGAGAAGAUGGGUGUUCCAGAGGAGAAGAACGGUGAGAGUAUCCAGGAAGCUACAAAUGAUUCAGACAAUGGUAGCUCAGUGAAACUAGCUUGCUGUGAUUGGUGGAACAAAAGAUCGAAAAGGCUUGCGACAUUGGAGUUUGAUCGUGUCCGUAAGUCAAUGAGUGUUAUCGUGCGUGAACCGAAUGGACAAAACCGGCUUCUCGUUAAGGGUGCAGCUGAGAGCAUACUUGAGAGAAGUUCAUACACACAGCUUGCUGAUGGAUCCCUUGUUGCUUUAGAUGAAUCUAGCAGAGACGUGAUACUCAAGAAACAUUCUGAAAUGACUUCAAAAGGGUUAAGAUGUUUAGGGUUAGCUUACAAAGACGAACUAGGAGAGUUUUCAGAUUACACUUCUGAAUCACAUCCUUCACACAAGAAGCUUUUAGACCCUUCGUCCUAUUCAAACAUCGAAACAAACUUAAUCUUUGUUGGAGUUGUUGGUCUCAGAGAUCCUCCACGUGAAGAAGUAGGAAGAGCUAUUGAAGACUGCAGAGAAGCUGGAAUCAGAGUGAUGGUGAUCACUGGAGAUAACAAAUCAACGGCUGAAGCUAUUUGCUGUGAGAUUAGAUUGUUCUCAGACAAUGAAGAUCUUUCUCAGAGUAGCUUCACUGGCAAAGAGUUCAUGUCUCUUCCUGCUUCACGGCGGUCUGAGAUACUUUCCAAACCUGGAGGGAAAGUGUUUUCAAGAGCUGAGCCAAGGCAUAAGCAAGAGAUCGUUAGGAUGCUUAAGGAUAUGGGAGAGAUCGUUGCCAUGACUGGUGAUGGUGUGAAUGAUGCUCCUGCUUUGAAACUAGCUGACAUUGGUAUCGCCAUGGGAAUCACUGGAACCGAGGUUGCCAAAGAAGCUUCAGAUAUGGUUCUUGCAGAUGAUAACUUCAGUACUAUUGUCUCAGCUGUAGCCGAGGGUCGGUCCAUAUACAACAACAUGAAAGCUUUUAUCAGGUAUAUGAUAUCAUCUAACGUUGGAGAAGUCAUCUCCAUCUUCUUAACCGCUGCAUUGGGAAUACCGGAAUGUAUGAUACCGGUUCAGCUUCUUUGGGUUAACCUGGUAACGGACGGUCCUCCAGCUACAGCCUUAGGCUUCAACCCAGCUGAUAUUGACAUCAUGAAGAAACCGCCGCGCAAAAGUGAUGACUGUCUCAUUGAUUCAUGGGUUCUUAUUCGAUAUCUCGUGAUUGGUUCUUACGUUGGAGUCGCAACCGUUGGCAUCUUUGUCUUGUGGUACACGCAAGCUUCUUUCCUCGGGGUUAGCCUAAUCACAGAUGGACAUACAUUGGUUAGCUUCACUCAGUUACAGAAUUGGUCUGAAUGUUCUUCGUGGGGAACCAACUUCACGGCGUCUCCUUACACAAUCGCUGGUGGGCUUAGGACAGUGGCGUUUGAAAACAACCCUUGUGAUUACUUCACUCUAGGGAAAGUGAAACCAAUGACUCUGUCUCUCUCUGUUCUUGUGGCAAUUGAGAUGUUUAAUUCGUUGAACGCUUUGUCUGAAGACAACAGUCUCUUGAAGAUGCCACCGUGGAGAAACCCUUGGCUUCUUGUGGCUAUGACCGUCUCCUUUGGCCUUCAUUGUGUUAUCCUCUAUGUUCCUUUCUUAGCUAAUGUGUUUGGGAUUGUGCCUUUGAGUUUCAGGGAAUGGUUUGUGGUUAUUCUUGUUUCUUUCCCUGUGAUACUAAUCGAUGAAGGUCUUAAGUUCAUUGGAAGAUGGAGAAGACAAAGAAUCAAGAACAAGAUCAAGAAGACGAUGUAAAAGUCUGAUUAAACACACAAGACAGUAGUAACGUUUAUAUUUAUUAUUCUUUUCUGAAGACUUUGUAUUUUGAUGUAAUCUCUAUUACAAUCUUUAGUUGAUUUAACAAGUAAUUUCUGACAAGUUUUGUCGUACCGACAACAAACUA